This is a messenger RNA of Batrachochytrium dendrobatidis JAM81, 2943 nucleotides long. RefSeq lists its product as uncharacterized. The transcript has a single exon. Lineage: Eukaryota; Fungi; Chytridiomycota; Chytridiomycetes; Rhizophydiales. The coding region runs from base 712 to 2637 and encodes 641 amino acids. The record is from RefSeq and is a predicted model, not a curated record.
GUCGUGCCAUUGAUAUUUUCUUUAUACCAUUUUACCAAAGUUACUCAAUUUAUCUCAUCUUGCAAUCGCUCUUUUAAAGACUCAUCUGCAGAUACAACUACAUUUCUGCUAAUCUGCUUUAUACCCACUCUUCACACACAAACUAGUUUUAGUUUUUGUCAGGAUAACAAACACUUUGAAAGCUUCAGUCUGCUGCUCCAUCUAGUAUACUCGAGCCAGUAUAUUCUGCCUACUUCCAUCAAAGAGCUUUAGUAGACACAAUCCAUAGACUAUUGAGCAGCCUUGUCAAUUUAUCGGCACGAAAAGUUUAAUCUGCUGUAACCAGAGUUCCAUAUCUACAAAAUCGUCAAUUGUCAUUUUAAAUCAGCUUAUCUUCCUUAUAGCAGCAACACACUAUCUAUCACGUCAAACAGAUAUCAGCAAACGUGUAUAUUGUUUUUUCAACUGCUCUAGAUUCUUCAGCUUUAAAAUAUUCUUCAAUAUAUCAACGAUUUGGUACAGAAUUCUCGCUUACUCACAGGUUUAGAUUUUAUAAUACUUGCUGAUAAAAUUGACAGCAUUCGACACGAACCUGAAUCAAAACCUUUUUUCGAGUGCUCAGUAUUAGCAUUGCCUGCUCCAAUUUCACCCAUUUCACCAACUCCACCUAGCCCGCCUCGUUCACCGAGCAAUCAACCUUUGAAUCCUCGCUGUGAUUUUCAACUACCUGUAAUGUUGGACUUUCCAGUCGUGGUUAUAACGUCCGCCACUGAUGCCUCUUCUCCAAUAUCCAUGACAAAUGACGACGCGUCUUUGGAUAUAGCACACAGGUUGCCUAUUGUUACAGAUACAACACAACAACCUGAUGAGUCCACGACACCUUGCAAACCGAGACAGUUGAUAUGCAAUCCCUCCAAUGCAGAGCAAGUUACAAACGAUACGGAUGCGAACAAUGCUCAACAUAGCAAAUUCGACGGAAUAAUCAUGAAUAGCAUUUUUUCCAAACGACAGGAAAUGACAGACGUUUCUCCUGAAGCAGAGGAGGAGCGGCGGAGACGGAUGGGAGCAAUGAUUCGGUCUUCGCGCAAGUACAAUCGAAUGAAUGUCAGCAUGGUAAACCAGCAUUUUGAAGCCGACAAGGAUGGAAAUAUUGGUAUUGAGGAUUUUAUUGCACAAAUUGCACCACAAGAAUGUCUUGCAGCUGCUGGGUAUUCAUACGGUGCUGGUGAAAUCCCCACCACAACUUCGGAACCAGAUCCGCGACCUACAUUGCCUGCCAAUGUCGACACGACCCCAAGCAACAAAUAUUUAAAUCCAACUCUCAAUGUAAUUCAUACAUCGCAUCCAGGAUACUUUAGCAGCAAAAUUGGUGGUAUGCUUGAAAUUCCUGACAAGCUAUUCGGACGCCGUGAAACACAUACAAACAUCACAGAAUGCAAGUCCACUCUACACGAAGAAAAAUUAGAAAGUGCUGAUGAUGCCAUGUCAUCCAAUAAUACUUUGGCUUCUAAAACUUGUGGAAAUCCACAUCACUCUGCGCUUGUUCGACCUGGUUUAUCCUCUACACGUACACAUGCUCAACGUCCAGAAACUGCCACUGGAACUGUGCGAUAUCGAGGCACAGGAAAAAGACAAGUGGCAUUUUUAAAUGAUGUAGUUCUUUUUGAAGGACGUUUGUAUCCUUGUGGAAGUCCAAGUUGUACAUGCUCAAUCGAUGUUGCAUAUGAUAAAAAAUCCAAACUUUCAAUCAAAAAGUUUUUAAACAAAAUGUUUCAACAUCGUACAUCUACCAACACAAUUACCGAGUCUGGAUCACCUUGGCUUUCUGCCACGUCUGUGUCGUCCAUUUCGCAUGAUACCACUAAAGCAGUCUCUACUUCUCGAUCGUCGUCAACAGUACAAACCAGCACGAGUGAUGUGGCUAUCGAGGAGAUUGAUAAUAUAGAACCUAAAGACGAAGAGCACGACGAAGUGUUUUCAAAAACCAAACCCAUUCAUUUGGCAAAGGCUGACGCGGUAGAAGAGCAACCACAUGGUGAAGCAUCUUUCCACCGUAAAACGACUCUGACAGAUAUCUGUCCAUAUGCCAUUGACAGAACAAACCGUGCUGAAAAUCGUCGAUCACCCUUUGGUGUGAUUGGACUGUCUGUUCCAUCCCUUGCAGCGUCUCAAUCGCUUGAAUCUGGACUCGACGUGUCAUUUGUUGAAAAAUCCCGCUGCAGUAUCCUGAACUGCCCCGAGUCCAUACAUGGCCCACAUAUGCAUGCUCCGCUUCAAGAUAACUGGUUUGGUGGAAAAAAACUUCGAAAAGAUGGUCAAGAAAAGAUUAUUUUGCGUGGUUUGGUUCUUCGAGUCCCUCCCAGGUUUACAUCAGUAAGUGAAGGACGAAUGUGGUCUCGCGAGCACGAGUCUUCUAAUCAUGCUUUGUUUGCAACGAGUCAGCCAUUUACACCCACUCAACCACAUAAUCCUCAAGAGCGCGAGGUUAGUAUCGAUUGUCACAACAGCCUUGAUAUAGUCAUGGUUCCUGAAACUCGUAGAGCUGUAUCCGAGUCAAAAAAAAACGCAUCCAAUAUAUCCAUAAAAAAGCCUAGACGUAUACGAAUAUGGAAAAAUAUUCGCAACUUGUUGCUACGAUUGGCUCCUACAACGGUCUAACCCAAUGUGUUUUUGUUGGACAUACUUGUCUCUGGAUGCUUUUACAAAUCGGCCUACUUGUGUGAUAUAGUUUAGAUGUGGGUUAAAAGAUUGAAUUGUCAAUACUCGAUAUCAACAGAUGUAUCUUGAUUCAUUCAAGAUCAAGGAUUGUUUCUUUGACCUCAAAUUUACACCUGUUAUACCCCAUAAAUGUAGUCUUUGAAAUUUCUAAAUCUACUCGUCUCAUUCAUAUAACCCCCUGUCAUGUUCACGCUUAUCUAAACUCUCCAAAAUAAUAAAGCUACUCGGCUUGAGAAUAGAUCAAUU